AUGACGAUACUUCAUUCCCUCCACAAGGCAGCAGCCUUCGCUUGCGCAACGCAGCAGCAAGAUGACACUCUCAUGUGCGUUGCUAUCGCCGGCAAGCUUCCGAGCGCCGCGGACCUAGCCAUUGGCCGCUCGACUGAUACGCGGACAAUCGGCCUGCUUCUAGAAACAUGA
This is a messenger RNA of Plenodomus lingam JN3, 171 nucleotides long. NCBI's taxonomy places the organism in Eukaryota, Fungi, Ascomycota, Dothideomycetes, Pleosporales, Leptosphaeriaceae. The record is from RefSeq and is a predicted model, not a curated record.